This is a messenger RNA of Salvelinus namaycush (lake trout), 3037 nucleotides long. Its product is annotated as GTPase IMAP family member 7-like. The transcript has 7 exons. Gene Ontology annotation, molecular function: GTP binding. Lineage: Eukaryota; Metazoa; Chordata; Actinopteri; Salmoniformes; Salmonidae. The record is from RefSeq and is a predicted model, not a curated record. The coding region runs from base 116 to 1738 and encodes 540 amino acids.
AGGAAAUAACAUUUCCUGCUCAAAAAGUGUCAGUUUCCGGCUGUGUCUGACAACGGCUAUAGCCUACACAGCAGAGUAAUUCAAGAUUCACAGGAGUUGCAAGUUACAUUGUAAAAUGGCUACUUCCUUGAAACCCUCAAUGCAAAGCGUGCUUGAGGUAGGAAAUGGAGGCUCUGCAGAGGAAGCACAAAAAAUACUGCCAUGCCUUGAUGCUAACAAGAGCUCAGAUGGAAUAAGGGAAGAACAGACAGAGCCAUCUGUUCCUGACUGUCAGUCCAUGAAGAGUGAUAAAUCCAUGCAUCUUCCACCACAUUUCAACGGUGUCUGCCCCACCUCUGAAAGGAGCCUGGAGCCAAACUCCUCAGUGGGUAGUUCAGAUGACGGUGAGAUGGAUUCACAAGGAUCUGGUGUUACACAUCAAAGACGGAAGUGUGCCAUAUGUGUGGGGCGCAUUCACAAAGCUGUGAAGUUCUGCAAGGUUUGUAAGGCUGCGUACUGUGAGGACCAUGUUAGAGACCACUACAAGGCCCCAGGACUAAAGAAACACACGUUAGUGGAUGACACUGAUGAGCACGGCCAUGUUGAAAUAGAAAGGACUUUGACUCAGGUUGGCUUACGGAAAAAAACCUUAGGCCUUCUCUGGAUCCUCAUACCCUCACUUCUGGGUCUGGGAGGACUUUGGUAUCAUAUGAGUCCCACAGUGGAGGGUAAGGUGAGACUUGACAUGAGGAUUGUUCUGCUGGGUAAGACUGGAUCAGGGAAGAGUUCAACAGGAAACACCAUCCUGGGGAGAGAGGCGUUUCGAGCAGAGGCUUCUCCAAUGGCUGUGACCACAAAGUGUGAGAAACACAAUGUUGUUAUCGGCCAGAAUAGAAUAACAGUGAUUGACACCCCAGGUAUCUUGGGCACGUUGUUGCAACCUAAGGAAGUUAUGGUUAAAACUGCUGAAUGCAUUAACACCACACCUCAUGCCUUCCUAUUGGUGACCAGGCUGGGGGAAUUCACAGAUGAGGACAGAAAGUCAGUUCAAUGGAUCCAGGAACAUUUUGGAGAGGAGGCUUUAAAGUACACGAUCGUUCUGUUCACUGGGGUAGACCAGCUAGAGGGGAAACCAGUAGAGAUGUUUAUAAAGGGCAGCAGCCAUCUACUACAAGUCAUUAACAGUUGUGGGGACAGAUACCAUGUCUUUAACAACAAGGACAAGAAUGACAACACUCAGGUCUCAGAGCUGCUAGAGAAGAUAGAAGAAUUACUGAAUGAGUAUAGGGGUUAUCAUCAUGAGGCAGACUUGCUGACACAGGAAAGGGUUAGGGAAGAGGAGAUGAGGAAGAGGGAGAGGGCUCAGAUAAUACAAGAGGAGGGGAAAAAGAGGGAUACAGCAGAAAGAGAGAUCAGAGAGGAGGAGGAGAAAAAGAGAAAGGAGUUAAAUGAUCUGGCAUUGAAGGAUGUUGAAAAAUCGGCGGAGAAAAUCUCAGAUUCAGACAUUAAGUUUAAACUGACAAUCAUUGUUGCAACAAUCAUCACUCUUAUCAUAUUUUGCUUCUGUAAGUCUAAUGUAGAUAUAAAUAAGGAAAAAUAUAGGAUAUCAAUACAGAAGGAACAAAAACUGGAGGAGGAAAUUAGACGUAAUAAAGAGGAAUAUGAAAAGGAAAUCAGAUUGUUGAAAGAAGAGCUAAAUAGAACGGAAAAGAAAGAAGAAGAAGAAAGAAAAAGAGAGAAUGUAUUCAAGGUAAUAUAAAGAUUUUCUUAAAUAGUUAAUUUAGAGGAAACAAUGAUCAGACCAACAAAAACAAUAUGGCAAUAAAGAGCAAAACAGAGAAAAAAACUAACGAAACGGAACAUAAAAUAAAAGGCAGUACACAAAUAAAAUACAAAAAUGUACAAUAAAAAAUUGUUAAGAUAAUAGCAGUCACUAGAGGGCUGUGCCCUUUCUCUGACAGUAGUCAUAACAAUAGUCACAGCAGUCACAAUUGUCAAAUGUACACAUUUGUCAAGAAUUGCAUCUGACAUGUAGGUUGUGUCCCGAUUCAUGGGCUUAAUGGUCUAUACUCUCUGCAGAGACAGUAGAUACAGAGCGCAGUGUUGUCGUUUUUCGGCACAAAGGGGCCAGGACCUUGUAAUACACUCGGGCAUUUGAAAAACUUUUACUUCCUGAAAAGUGAGACACGGUGUAUCAUUCAUUGCGGAGCCGUAGGGGCAGUGUUGUGUCUUGGUUCCUUGAUCUGAUCUACAGUAUAGGCUAUGCAUCAAAGUAGCAUAAUCUGCAUUGAUCACCAAAUAUAAUCUCUGCGACUGUUCACACAAUAAACCAAACAUUGUAGCCUUGUUAGAAUCCCCCCCAAAAUGUAUUUAGUUGAGAAGUAAGGGACAGAUGGCAUUUUACUGGGAGAGGGGUGGUCCAAAAUAGGGGAGGGUUGUCAAACUUUUUUUUUUUUUUGCUCUGGGGUUUUAUUGGGCACAGGGGAGGGUAAUGCAUUCCCCCCUGGUUUAAAUUCACUAUCUGUAGGUUUUACUAGAACAUUUCUUCCAUCCUAGAAACAUUUCCUCAGCUGCUUGCAUAGGUCUCACCUAUAUUAAGGUAUUUUGGUACUUUCCUGCACUAUGCUUUUCCAUGUGCUAACUUUAAUUAUAAACUGGGUGGUUCGAGACCUGAAUGCUUAUUGCCUGACAGCCGUGGUAUAUCAGACUCUAUAACACAGGUAUGAUGAAACAUUUCUAUUUACUGCUUUAAAUACGUUGGUAACCAGUUUAUAAUAGCAAUAAGGCACCUCUGGGGUUUGUGGUAUAGGCCAAUAUACUACGGCUAAGGGCUGUCUCCAUUGCAUAAGAACAGCCCUUAGCCAUGGUAUAUUGGCCAUAUACCAUACCACACCCCCUUGGGCCUUAUUGCUUAACUAUACCACAGGUCAAUAUAGUUUACCAGUCUAACGGUAUAUCCUGCAAUCUAUUUUUUUUUAUUUUAUUUAUUUUAUUUCACCUUUAUUUAACCAGGUAGGCAAAUUGAGAACACGUUCUCAUUUACAAUUGCGACCUGGCC